AUGACUUCUAACACAGAAAACGAUGCUCCGGAUCUGCGGCAGGUAGACUGCUCUUGCGCCGAAGGUGUCCACGCCCAUGACAAUGUUGAUGGCGCGACUGGCCAACAGAGAAUGACCCUCCUGCAAAGAGCAUCCCUUUCUCAAUUUCACAAGUUAACUGAAGAGGCGGAGACAAACGCCGACUUAGAGGAGGACUCCAGUCCUAGCACCUGCCCGAGGUCACGCAAAAGCUCCUUUGUGCCGGCUGGCGGACAUCUCGAAGGGGACCAGGUGUUUCGACCCCUGAGUCAGUCCACCAUGGCGUCCAGCAUUGAAUACUAUGUAAGGCAGCAACGCAGACAACCCGACGGGUUUCUAGGUGACAAAAGGCCCCCAGAGACAGUGCUGGGUAGGAAACAAGCUAGGAAAGGUAGCAUGUUUGAGCUUGGAGAGCGUCCCGGAGUGUUUGAGCCGUGGCGGCGAUUCAGUGCUGUUGAAAGCAAUGUGACGGACCCUCGUCUAAGUUAUAGCGCCGUCCCCAUGUACCAGAGCAAGUCUCCUGACGUUAUUAUCAAAGGUUCUGAUCAAGGGCACGUAGAACAUGAGGAAACAAGGGAGAAGCUGAGAGACAGUUUAGAAGAGGAGGAAGGACGAGAGGUGACGGAGGAGAAGGAAGAAGAAGUUGGAUGUGAUAAACCCAGGAAGAUCGAAAAUGACAACAAUGAGGAAAAAAGCGUAAUAAGACGCACGGACUGA
Messenger RNA from Spirometra erinaceieuropaei, 735 nucleotides. The record is from the annotation of a GenBank genome assembly. NCBI's taxonomy places the organism in Eukaryota, Metazoa, Platyhelminthes, Cestoda, Diphyllobothriidea, Diphyllobothriidae.